Leishmania major strain Friedlin is the source of this 3012-nucleotide messenger RNA. RefSeq lists its product as hypothetical. The record is from RefSeq and is a predicted model, not a curated record. The coding region runs from base 1 to 3012 and encodes 1003 amino acids. The transcript has a single exon. Lineage: Eukaryota; Euglenozoa; Kinetoplastea; Trypanosomatida; Trypanosomatidae.
AUGGCAGCGUCACACUGUAGUGUGGCGCUGGGCUUAACGGUUCUCAUUUCACACCUCUUCUCCCCAUCACUACUCUCCAUGGCGGACCCUUCCUCAUCUUUGAGCCCUGUCACUCGCAGCGGCAUCAAUCUUGACGACCGAUACACGUGCUGCGUGUGCACGAGUCCAAUGAUUCCUGCAGUGCGAAACAAUCACUGCGACCACUACAUCUGCCUCCGUUGCUCUUUCAUGUGUGAAUCGAGGUGCCCGCUUUGCCGCGCAGAUGCUGAAUGGGCCACAGACAGUGACCUCAGCUGCACCAUUGCAAAUGAAUUGCGCGACGCUCUCGUCGCUGAGUCGCUCAACCGGUUACGCUCUAUUCUAGGGAGCACAAGCCGGGCGACAGUCCGUGACAUCAUUGCGGGCCAUCUUGAUCCCACUCGCUUCACCGUUGAUUUGAGCAGCGUUUGCGAGGAUCUACAGCGCAUUCAGCGCUAUGAGGCCACCGUAGGCUCCACCAAAGCUGAGGAAGAUGCCGAUGAAGAUUAUGUAUUCUACUGCCACUCGCACCUUCAGCUGAACGCACUCCAGAGCAGGAGGCACACACGCAUACUUUUUUGCACUGCACCCUCUUUCUCGGACCCGACAAGUAUCAGUGCCUUUCAUAGACUGCGCGUGCUACACCUACAGGGCUGCCGUCAGCUCAGGUCUCUACCGCCUCUUAGUGAUGCUCGUGAUCUGCGCGUUUUGGUGGUCUAUCGGUGCGGAAUUCGCAGCGUCGGUGGCUUGGGCGACUGUCCGCAGGUUGAAACGGUGGUGUUUUGCGAGUGCGCCGAGCUCGCUGAUGUGACUGGUUUGACGCGCCUGGCGAAUGCCACUUCUCUUUCGUUGAUAGACUGCAGCAAGGUGCUCGACGUCUCGCCGCUGUCUUCAGCCACAAAGCUACAGCACGUGUCCUUGAAAGGCACAAGCAUCAGCAAUAUUGCCGGAUUCAGCGGCUCCGCUGCCACUCUGCACGUUAUCAGCGCCCAGGGGUGCACGCAGCUUACCAGCAUCGACCCGCUUUCAGCAAUGAGGAAGCUAAGGCAGGUACGUUUGGCUGGGACUGGUGUCGUCGACCUUUCACCUCUCCAAGCCAGCAUGGCCACGAUUACUCUUCUCGACGUCGAGAGAUGCACUGAGCUACAAAGCAUCCAGUGUCUUUCUGCAGCAGCAUCGUUGCGCGAGCUGUACUGCGGAGGCACAAAGGUGAAGGAUGUCACCCCUCUGAAGCUGAUCGCACCAAUUCUCACGGUGGUCCAUUUGGAGAACUGCUAUGACCUUGAAAACAUCGCCGCGCUUUCUCAAGCUAGUGGCCUGAGGGACAUCGACUUGAGUCAUACAAAAGUGCACAACAUUGAUGCACUACAGGCCAGCGCUGACACCCUUGAAGUUCUUCUUGUAGGUCACUGCACGGCGCUCAGGGACCUGUCACCUAUUGCAACCGCUUCACGCUUGCGCCGCGUCGACGUGCAGUCGACUGGCGUGCAGAGUCUCGAAUUUCUGCGGGCGAGCGCGUGUACUCUUGAAGUGGUGUGCGCGGACAACUGCCCGCUAUCUGAUAUUUCACCUCUCCGUGGAGCAACGAAGCUACGGGAGGUGCGGCUGGCCCGCACCACCGUUGACUCCCUUGACGACCUUCGUGCUAGCGCGCCAUCCUUGCAGUGCCUUUUCCUCGGCGGCUGCACCCGCAUUGGUGACAUCUCACUGCUCAUGCACGCUACACAGCUUCGGGAAGUGUACCUCACAAACACUGGCAUCAGUAAUAUUGAGGCCCUGCAGCCGUCGGCGGCGAAUCUCGAGGUUCUUGCCAUCGGUGGCUGUGGCCGCAUCUCGGACAUUGCGCCGCUGCUUGUGGCAACAAAGCUGAGGCUUGUAUACCUCUGGGGCACCAACAUCAGCAACAUCCAUGGUAUUCGUUUCAGCGUACCCUCUCUGGAGGUGCUGGACAUUGGAGGAUGCAGCCGGGUGUCCGAGAUUUCUUCUUUGCUGAACGCCUCGAAGCUGCGGGAGGUGCGUCUCCAUAACACGGCAAUCCAGAGCAUUGAGGCACUGCGGCCAAGCGCCGGUUGCCUCGAGUGGGUCGAGCUGGUUGGCUGUACUCACAUUUCUGAUAUAUCCCCUCUCUCUACUGCCAAAAAGUUGAGGGAGGUGUAUCUUACGAACACGGCUGUAAGCAGCAUCGACCCACUGCGGUGCAGUGCCCCAUCCCUCGAGGUGAUUGCACUGGGCAACUGCGCGGAAGUGUCUGAUCUCUCAGCUCUGGCCGCCGCAACCAAGCUGAGAGAGGCGUACCUAUGGGGUACAAAGAUAAACAGCAUCAAGGCGCUGAAAUCUAGCAUGGCAUCGCUGACGGUACUUGAGGUGACGCGGUGCACGAAAAUCUCGGAUGUGUCUACCCUAUCCGGCGCCUUGAGGCUUCGCCGCGUCGACCUGGCGAACACAUCGAUAACCUCCAUCGAUGCGCUGGUGCCAGUCGCAUCCUCUCUCGAAUUCAUCAAUGUCAGCGGCUGCAUGAUGAUAAAAGACUUUGGGCCCCUUGGUGCCGCCACAAGUGUCAAGACGGUGUGGAUGCGCAAGCUUCGUCUCGACUCCCUGAAUGUCCUUCGCCCUGUAACCGGAACCCUGGAGAAGGUGGACGUGAGCGGGUGCCUGAACCUGCGCGACAUCUCGGCUCUCGACUCGGCCACGAAACUGAGAGAGGUGUGUCUCCAAAACACAUCUAUUGACAGCUUGGAUGCUUUGAAGGCCAGUGCGUCGGCGUUGACAGUCGUGAACGCCAACAGCUGCGUCAAUCUGACUAGUAUCGAGGCUCUCGAAUCGGCAACACGGCUCACAGAGGUGAGGCUCAGCAACACGCGUAUCAGCAGCCUUCAACCGCUCUGUGCGAGCGCGGCAUGCGUGCAGAUCGUCGACGUCAGCGGAUGCGUGAACCUGAGAAACACAGCUGCUCUCGCUAAUGCGCCAAGCAUGAGGCAGCUCACUCAUGACUAA